GCUUGGUGGAGAAUCACAACUCGUGUUAAUGAAAGCGUUUAUGACGAGCAAAAAAAGUUUAAAAAAAAAAUAAAUAAACCACCGUGAAUUCAGACGAAGUGCAAACUCCACUUAAACUAAGAGAUAUACAGCACCUGUCUGUUAUGGGCUAAAAUAUAUCAACACCAUCAUCAUGGGGAAAACCCAGAUCUGCAUUUUGUGUGAAAUUGUCUACAACUCCAAACAGGAGAUGGAUGAGCAUAUGAGAAGUAUGCUACAUCAUCGCGAGCUGGAGAAUCUUAAAGGCCGGGACUGUGGGCACGAGUGUCGGGCAUGUGGGGUGACUGUGGUAAGCCUGACAGAAUAUGCUGAUCACAUCUCCAGCCCCAUGCACAAGCAGCGCGUGGAAGCCAUUGACAAGCAGAUAUCAAAAGCGGACCAGGAUGAGAGCUACUUUGAUAAAGAGAUGGUGGAGCUCAUUGAAAAACGGAAAAAAUUCAUCAGACAAGAGGAAGCAGCUUUAAGGAGGGCUAGAGAGGAAAGAGAGACCAUGAGAAAGUGGCAAGAUAUUAAGGAACAGUGGCACGAUCAUAGGCAGUGGCGCCACCAACAAGGUGGCUCUUGGGGCCCAAGAUUCCCCAACUUUCCCCUGCCAUCCAGAGAUGGGUUGAAUACCAACUUGCAAGAACCACAGAGGGGCCCUGAGUUUGAUCGUGACAACUGGAACAGGCGUCAGAUUAGGAGUGCCACUUGGCAUGCUGAAGGGCCCCCUGACUUGCAGAGAUGGGAAUCCUUUGAUGGACGAGGUCGAAGCUUGCACAGUAGGGGAAACUACUGGGGAGGAAGACCAGGCAUGUAUGCAGGUUGCCCUCCACAGCAGAGAAACCAGUCAGCCUGGUCCAACACAGAAGGCAACAGAGGGAACUUUGACAGACAAAAUGUCUUGAAUUGGCAACGCUCCAAAGUUAAUCACUGCACUGCAUUAUCUAGGACACAUAACCACCAGAAACCACAGCAUAGUACUGAGAGCCAGAAAAAAAUCUACCAAAGACAGGAAGGUUGUGCAGAGAAUGAUUCUGCAAAGGGAAAGGGGAAGUGUGACAAAACCCAUCGUUGGGCACCAUAUCCUCCAGCUUUGAUUGGAGAUACUUUAUCUCAAAGUGAUGUCCAGCCUUCUUCAGAGGCGAAUUUAGACUCUCUUGGACUUGGUAACAAAAGAGAUUUGACUGCAAACAACCGAGACUUAGAGGGGCAGUCACCAACAGAUGUUGGGUGCAACCUUCUUGAAUCCUCUAAACCCCAGAAAAAAAUUGAGAAAGAGUGCAGAAAGCAGAGCACCUGUCAAAUGAAGAGAAAUGAAAGCAGUGGGAAAACACAAAGACUGAAUCACACAUCUUCACCAUCUUCCUCCUUGCCUUCACCUACUCAGAGACUUCAGAAGACCACAAAGAAUUCAGAAACAAUUGAUGCUGCUGACACUGGUUCAGUGACUAAUCUCAGUCGAACAUCAAGUCAAGACUCUGUUACAUCUAAAGCUUCAAAGCAUUCUCACUCAAGCUCACAUCAAGCUCACAUCAAAUCCCAUCCAGCUGUUUCCCAUGACCAAGAAAAGGAACAUCUGCUUUCUGAAAUGCUGCGCAAAGCAAAGGAGAACCUUUUGCAUAAUCAAACCUCAGUAGAAAAGCCUGCCACAGAGGAUAACCUCAGUGGUGUUGAGCUGCAUAUCCAAGAAGAUGAGUUGUUAGAAGGUUCGGAGUUAAGCAGUACAAAAAAUUGUGGUAGAAUCAGUAAGAAGAAAUCAAAUGAGCACAAUGGAAGAAGGAAAGAAGAAGAACAAAAUGAAAGUAGCAAAGAAUGGCAGCCCCUCAGAACUAAGGUUACUGUGCCAUUUGGCUGCUCAACAUCUGAUAUGAAUAUGCCGUCUCUGCAAUCGCUGCAGGUCAGCACAUCCACUAUAGACCGGGAAGAUGAGGAGGAAUGUGCUGAAAGGGAGGAAGAGCUUAUUGAAGAUCAGGCAACACAAGCUACGGAUGAAGGCAUGAUAUCUGACAGUGAGGGCAGCCGCACAAGCCACUCUCUUGCCACAGCUGAAUGCUCAGUGCCUUCUCUGAAAAAGCUAGCCCUGCCUGCUAGUCUCAAACGGGAUCUGAACCGGCACAUUGGCAGCAAAGGCAAAGGAAUUGCCCAUGAGCCCAACCUGAACAUUGCACGCCGUUUCAGGAACGUAAGUGGCACACGUGAGAAUGAGAAAGACAGCGGCCUGAAGCCAACCCUGCGGCAGCUCAUCAGCUCCUCUGCUACCAGAAGAAAUGUUAACUGGGACCAGGUAUAUCAGGAAGUCAGUCGCAAAAAACAGGAGCAAGGCAAGGGUUUGCCAAGGUUUGGAAUAGAGAUGGUGCCCAAUGAUCCUGAGGGUGCAAGCCAAGUGGAAGAUAAUGUUCCUCUUUGUGAGGGCUUCCAUUGGGACUCUGUAGCUGAUAUUAGCCCAGCGUCUCUAUUUCCAUGCAAACGCAACAUGUCAGAAAGCAGUGUUAUCACCCAUAGCACUACAGCAUCUUGUUCACUCCUCAGAGAUGCAGAACCGACUUCUGUCACAAACUUACUAGACACUGUCAAGGAAAGGCUUCAGACUGUUCCUUCACUGAAGGAGGAGGAUUGUGAACAAUGGGAUAAUAAGGGCAUAGCUCAGGCCACAGAACACACAAAGGAAAUGGAUGUACAAAAGCCUGUCCAGGACACAGAGCCUGUGGAUGCGGAGAGUAGUUGCAUGUCAAGCGCUGAGCUGAAUGGAGGGAAGAAACGCAGAGCAGUGGGGGAUGUAGCAUCCCCAGAAAUCCCUAAUUCAGAAAGGAAAAACAAGAGGCUGAAAAGCAAGCCUAUGAAAGAACUUUCUCAGUUGGACGAUUUGUUGGCUGUUUCUUUGCGGGAGGAGGAACUGAACAGCUCUUUGCAGGCAGUGGAUAACAGUUUGAUCCAGGCUCGAUCAGCCCUGCAGUCUGCAUAUAUGGAAGUGCAGCGUCUGCUAUUGGUCAAACAGCAGGUAACCACAGAGAUGAGUUCCCUGAGGACCAAGCGUAUAGAAAUUCUACAAGGAUUACAAGGAGGGUUUGAUUCUCAAACAAGAAACUGUGAUAAGAACCUGACCACUGCACCAAUCCUGCCAUUGCCCUCUUUGAACUUGCCCGAACACACUGUUAAGCCAAGUAAUCCAGCUGCUACUUCUCUACUCUCAACAUCACCUGCCUCUAGCCCACCUGUUUUUGCAAUCAAAAAGGAGCGUUUGUCACCCAUAACUGUCAGCCCAGCACAAGAGCCUACAGGCAGCCCAUUAUCUGGCCCUCACAGUACCACACCAGAGCAAUCAGCAGCCGCUGUGUCCGAGACCGAUAUGGAACCUGCCAAUUUAGAUGCCAAUUUCAAAUGCAACCUUAAUGUAAAAGUGUGCCAGAAGAAUGUAGAAUGUGCCCAGGAUCACAAGUCACAGCUGUCUCCUGCCUAUCAAGCUCAAUUUGCAUCUCAGGAGCAUAUACCAGACCCCCCCACUCACCUGAAGUCUGUUAGUCCCGUUCUUAACCCAGUUUCUCCCAAGUGCUCUCCACCACACAAUAGCCCAGAUGCUAAAGCUGGGAAACGUAUAAGAAAGCUAAAGAAGAAGAGGGUCCUGAGGAAUACACAGGGAAGCAAGCAGCCUGACAUCAGUGACUCAGAGCUAGAUGCCAGUCAACCCUCCCGGCCUGUCCGCAAGCUACGUUCCCGUCGCCGUACCAGUAACUUUUGCUCCCCUCCCUCUGCUGCUGCUGAAGAAAAAGAGGAGAAUAUGGAGGUAACAGAUGCACCAGAUCAUCCUCCAGAGACAACGGGACCAACACUGGCUUCUGCUGGGAAGGAGACUCAGGAUUCUGACUCUUCAGCGCUGGAGAUGGUGGAGCUCCCCCAGUCUGUACCAAUGGAAGUCGUUAAUGUGGACUCCUCUGACCCAGAGGAGGAAGAUAGAAACCUUUCUCAGGUCUCCAAGGAGUCUGCUAAUGAGACGACACAAAGCCAGAACCUUGCAUGUAAUGAAGUCACCUCUACCAGUGGCAGUGUAGUCACAAGCUGUGAAAGUGCAAAGAAUGUGACACUGGCAGUUAUAAAGGAGUCCAAAGCAUCUUCCGAGGCAUCAUCAGAUGCUGGUGAAGAGGAUAUGCCAACUGAGGGCUCAUUUGAAGGUCAUCAGGAGGCUGUAAAUGGAAUGCAGGUCCAUAAUGGUUUGCUGUAUACAUGCUCAGGAGACCGCACCAUACGAGCAUUCAACCUGAUGAGUCGUAAGUGUGUGGCAGUGUAUGAUGGGCACAGCAGUAAGGUGAACUGCUUGGUGGUAUCAUCUGGACCUGGCUUGCCACAGCGAAUCUACUCUGGAUCUAGUGACCAAACCGUCCGCUGCUAUAACAUCAAGACCCGGGAGUGUGUGCAGCAGCUCAGCCUCCCCGACCGUGUCCUUUGCCUUCAUAACCGUUGGAAAGUGCUUUUUGUGGGGCUGGCUAACGGCUCAGUGGUCACGUUCAGCCUUAAGAGAAACAAGCAGCUAGACAUUUUUGACUGCCACGGGCCACGGGCGGUGAGCUGCUUGGCUACGGCGCAGGAAGGUGCACGGCGCGUGUUACUUGUUGGCUCUUAUGACACUACCAUCAGUGUAAGAGAUUCUAAAAGUGGCCUUCUGCUACGUACCCUAGAGGGGCACACUAAAACAGUCCUCUGCAUGAAGGUGGUAAAUGAUCUAGUCUUCAGUGGAUCCAGUGACCAGUCUGUCCAUGCACACAAUAUACAUACGGGGGAGCUUGUAAGGGUCUAUAAGGGCCAUAGUCACGCUGUCACUGUGGUGGCCAUACUGGGGAAGGUGAUGGUCACAGCAUGUCUGGACAAGCUGGUCAGAGUGUUUGAGCUACAGUCUCAUGACAGGUUACAGGCUUAUGGAGGACAUUCUGACAUGGUGAUGUGUAUGGUCAUCCACAAAAGCAUGAUUUACACAGGUUGUUAUAACGGGAGUGUACAGGCUGUCCGGCUGAACCUACUCCAGAAUUACCGCUGCUUGUGGCAUGGAUGCUCGCUGAUCUUUGGUGUAAUGGAGCACCUGCAGCAGCACCUGUUGAACGACCACACCAACCACACGCAGCAGACGCUCAAGUGCCGCUGGAGAAACUGUGACUCCUUUUUCAACUCCCGCAACGGUUUCAAACAGGCCGUGCAAGCUCACAUGCAGAAACACGCAGAGGAGGACAGUAAACUGGAGUCUUAAGGAGUCCUGAAAUUGUCAACCUAGACAAUCCAAAUAACCUCCUCUUCUCCCAUAUUGGGAAGAUCUCAUCUACACCUCAGGAUAGGAGCUUUUUCCCUGUGCAAUCAUUUUUCUAUGUUUAAUCAGAUACCAACAGCUAUCAUUUUAGAAGGAGAGGACAAUCUACUGUGACUGUUCUAGAUGCCACUUCUGAGCAGGAUUUUAUGUGAAAUAGUCAUUUGUGUAUAGAAACUACAGACUGUGUAGUCUCUGUCAGCAUAUUUUGAAAGAGCAUUAUUGCUGUCACUUUACUGCUUAGUGAAUAUGUUGGAGGCUUUUGGCAUCCAAAGGUUCUCAAGUUUUUUUUUUAGCUUGUGGAAGUCCUUCCCUUCGAGUGGAGCUGCUGGUAUUCUGAUGAUGCCAGUUGAACCAUUUUCUCGUUCCUCUCAUGAUGUACACUGUAAUCUUAUCUGUGUGAAGAUUGACUGUACCUUUCUGGUAUAUGGUAACAUAUGCUAAUUCUGUCACCUUCGAGGAAAAGAUAACAGAUGUACAGGUAAUGGAUUACAGAUCUCUCUUUUUACUCUUUUCUCACCUGAUUAUACACAGUAUUAUCAGCUCUGGGAUGUAAUGACCAAAUAAAGACUAAGUAUUAAAAAAUAACUGUGGCGAAGAAAUACCGGUUAGAAUUGUUGGAAAGGCCAGAAGAGUUGAUGAUACCCCCUCCAGGCUAACAAACACACUUUGUUCAUUAGAGUGUAUGGCAUGGGUUCAGGGAUGUUUUUCUUUUGGAGUGUUUUAAGGUUUAUUAAUAUGGUCUUUUGGGCAACCAAUGUUUUUUUUUUUUUCUUUUGUUUGUUUCUUUAUUUACAUUUUUUGUUGUUGUUUUUUUUUUAACUAGAAGUGUUUUCAGAAGACCCUUUUUUCAUAUAAUUCACUCAGCUCAUAUAAACACAUUAACUCACAGCUAUUCCAUAUCAACAAGUUAGAACAAUCAAGAUUUAGGAUUUUCAGAACUUAAUUGAACAUUUUAAAAAUAGUUUUUAAAAGAUUUCUAAAGGGGUUGGUAAUUUUUUGUUGUUGUUCAAAUUUAAUAUCCUAUGUGGUUUUCCGUUCUCCACCACUGUUUUGAAAGAUGGCUUCAUAUACACCUAUAUUACAUGAGUGUGGGGUUAUUUAACUUUCUGAUUUUUUUUGGUUUGUUUUGUUUUUUUUCCCCUUUAUUUCUUCAUGCUGUUUGGUUGCUCACUGAGAUUAAAACGCAGUGGAGAGACUGCUGGUUUGCCGUAACUGAGAGUGUUCUGUUUAAGGAAAUGUGUUUGUUGUGAUUCUGACAGGGUUUGAAGUAUGACGGUCGGUGUGUGUAACUCAUUCUGAGCACAAUGUGUGGGAGUGUGCUUAUACCCAAGCAGUACAGUGCAGUAUUGCUGAUUUAAAAAAAAAUUUUUUUUUUUUUACAGUGAUUCUCACAUAGUCGAGAGAAUUCAAUAUGGGCUCUGCCCUUUUGUGAUUUUUUUUUUAUUUUUUUUAUUUAGAGAUAUUUAUAUGGACUGGAGGGGUUUGUGUGUGUGUGUAUUGCAAGUUGUUAAAGUGGUUAUUGUGAUAGGUGUUAUGGAGUGGAGAGCAUAGUGCCAGAACCCCUCUCCAAUGCCAUAGCACUCAGCCAUGCAGGCAGCACAUACUCGGUAAAAUUUACAGCUAGCUGUCUUCAUUUCAGCAACAUAACUUUAAACAUUUUAAAAUCGGGACAUCCGUUCUUAAAGUCUGUGCCACGGUUUAACUACUUUACCAUACUCAAAGAAUUUUUAUUCCAGAAUGUGGAGAUUAUAUAUAUAUUUUUUUUAUAUAUAUAUAUAAUUGGGUUUUUUUUUUUGGCUUCGAGCCGCAGGUUUUUCUCUCCCUGGAUCCCAUCGGUGGUGUGUCCUCCUGUUUAAGCAGUGUGUAGCCUUCAGGACAGUUUGUCAAUCUCUUAUCUGGUCUUCCCAAAGUUGGUUUGUUUUUGUUUAAUUCCACUGAAUACCUUGUUUAUAAUUAAAAAACAUUUACAGUUUUGUCAA
Tachysurus vachellii is the source of this 7290-nucleotide messenger RNA. RefSeq names its product zinc finger protein 106a (gene znf106a). Gene Ontology annotation, molecular function: RNA binding; SH3 domain binding. The transcript has 22 exons. The record is from RefSeq and is a predicted model, not a curated record. Gene Ontology annotation, cellular component: cytosol; membrane. Lineage: Eukaryota; Metazoa; Chordata; Actinopteri; Siluriformes; Bagridae. The coding region runs from base 173 to 5254 and encodes 1693 amino acids.